Capsaspora owczarzaki ATCC 30864 is the source of this 3643-nucleotide messenger RNA. RefSeq lists its product as hypothetical. NCBI's taxonomy places the organism in Eukaryota, Filasterea, Ministeriida, Capsasporidae. Gene Ontology annotation, molecular function: RNA binding. The coding region runs from base 104 to 3568 and encodes 1154 amino acids. The transcript has 9 exons. The record is from RefSeq and is a predicted model, not a curated record.
UUCCUUCUCUUUUCUUUUGUUUUCUUUUCGUUUUUUUGUUUCUGAGCGUCUUUGGCUUUGUCUCCGAGCUCAAGCUCACUCGUCCAUUUUAAAUCUAGCAAACAUGGGCAAACCGCGACCGAUGGACGUCGACACGGACUCGACCCCGGACCACUCUCACUCGCGCGCAUCUGGCUCCAAUGCUGCUGCUGCUGCUGCUGGUGGUGGUGGUGGUGGUGGUGGUCGGAAGCCGUUCGUUGAGAGCGACGACGUCCGCAAGAGCGCCGCCACGCUCUUCAUCCGCGGCCUCCCCUUCGCAAUGAACAACGCACAGCUCGAAGCCGCAUUCAGCGACGUUGCGCCCGUCAAGACUGCCUUCGUCGUCACUGAGAAAGGAACCAAAGACAAAUGCCGUGGAUUCGGAUUUGUGCAAUUUGCGCUCAAAGACGAUGCCCUCAAGGCAAUCGAAACCAUGAAUGGCAAGAGCUUGGGCGGCAAAAUCAUUUCAGUGGAUCUCGCAAACAAGCGCCAUCGUGGCGAUCCACGCAAGGAAGCCAGGGAAGCCGCUGCUGCUGCUGCUGGAGAAGACGCGUCCUCCGUUGCCCGCCCGGCAAAGUCUCUUGAUGCCAUUGUUGCGGCCAAACCUGUUGGUCAACGCGUUGUGUUUGACGACGAUGGCAACAAGCAACACCAAAGCGACGACGAUGAGGACGACGAGGAUGAAGACGAUGAGGAGGAUGAGAAGCCCGCUCCAAAGCCCGAGGCUAAGAAGCCGGCAAAGGCAGACAAGGCAGACAAGGCGGCCGCCAAGGACGCUGCUGCAUCCAAAAAGUCUGAAAAGACCACUCCCGCUAUGCCACAGGCCAAAGAGGCGCCCAAGUCCGCAGAAUCAUCAAAGUCAGAAAAGCCAUCACAAGAUGCUGCUUCCAAGAAGACGGCAGAAUCAAAGAGCGCAGACUCACCAGCCUCCAAACCUGACGCGCCCUCCACCAAGAAGAGAGAGACAAAGCCUCCAGCGGCCACUUCCAAGCCCUCCAAGUCUGACCAAGCUUCUUCCGUCGCACGGCCACAGUCCAAAGAAAGCCGCACGGUCGUCAUUAAAGGCCUAAGCGCAAACAUCACCCAAAAGAUAUUGUACAAGCGGAUGCGCAAAGUUGGCGAUGUUGAGGAAACCAUCUAUCCGUUCCAAGGUGAUAUUACUGUCGGCCAUGUAGUCUACACGAUGCACAAGAACGCAGAAGCUGCCGUGGCCGCGCUGAACGCCCACGAGUUCAAGGGCAACCACGUUAUUGCCGUGCUCAAAACACGCGAACGCUUCCUCGAUGGCCAGCUUUCGGCAAAAGCCCUGCGAAAGUGCCGCUUGAUUGUGCGCAACCUGCCCUUCAACGUCACGCGGCUUGACAUUGAGAAGGCCUUCCGCAAGUACGGCCCCAUCAAGGAAAUUGCUUUGCCCCUCAAGCCCGAUGGUGUCCAGCUCAAAGGUUUUGCAUUCGUUCAAUUCACCAAUUACAUUGACGCAGCAAACGCGGUUGCUGGCAUGAACAAUCAACCCAUCAACGGACGCCCAGUUGCAGUCGAUUUCGCUGUCGCCAAAGACAAGUUCGAAGAGCUCAAACAACAGCAGGCAGCCGACCAGCCCGCAGAAGCAUCCGCCAAGAUGGAUGUUGACGACGCCAGCGAUUCUGACAGCAAUGAGGACAACGAAGAAGAAGAGGAAGAGGACGAGGACGAGGACGAAGAAGAAAACGAGGAAGAAGACCUCAGCGAUGACGAGGACCUGGAGGCACCGCAGGACGACGAAGACGACGAUGGCGAGUUGGACGAGUUCGACGACGACGACAGCGAUGAUGACGACGACGAGGACGAAGAUGACGGUGAGGACGACAACAAGGCGACCGAGUCUCGGCCAAAGUUUGAAAAGCAUGACGUUGGCCAGGGUCAGACUGUUUUCAUUCGUAAUCUUGCGUAUGACACUGACGAAGAAGCGCUUCAAGAGCGAUUCAAGGAGUUUGGACCCAUCUCAUACACCAGAAUUUGCUACAAUGCCGACAAUGGACUGUCGAAGGGUGUUGGUUUUGUUCAAUUCAAGUCAAAGGAUGGCGCCGACAAGUGCCUUGCCAGCAGCUCGUCGGGAUUGCAGCUUGGCGGCGCGCGUCCGAGCAUUAUGAAUGACUCUGGUAUUGUGUUGGAUGGGCGCACGCUCUCGGUUGCUCUUGCUGUUGAGCGCAACGAGGCCAAGCAGCUGAUGGACUCAAAUACAAAGAAGCGUGAGGCGGCCUCCAAGCUGACCGACAAGCGCAAUCUGUAUUUGGCUCGCGAGGGUACCAUCGAUCCCAACUCGGAGAUUGCCUUGACUCUGUCCAAGACUGAUCUUGCAAAGCGUGCCAAGGCCGAGCAAGAAAAGCGAGCCAAGCUCAAAAACCCCAACUAUUUCGUCUCGACCACUCGUCUCUCGAUUCGCAAUCUUCCCACCACUGUGGAUGAGAAGGCGCUCAAGCAGCUCAUCCAUGAUGCUGUCAAAAAGAGCGGAGCGUUGCAGACAGCCCCUUCAGAUGGCAAGAAACCGCGCCAGGUGAAGGUUGUACAGGCCAAGAUUGUUCGCAGCAAGGAUCGCGUUGACGCCGAUGGCGUUGGUCGAUCGACUGGAUUCGGCUUCACUGAGCUUCGUGACCAUGCUCACGCAUUGGCCGCUCUCCGAUAUCUCAAUAACAAUCCUGACAUCUUUGGUCGCGAGAAACGUCCUAUCGUCGAGUUUGCCGUCGAAAACCAACUUGCUUUGCAAAAGCGAGAGCAGAUGCUUACCAAGCUCAAAUCCCGCCGAAAGGAGGAAGGCGGCAGUGCCAGCAAGGAAGAGGGCAAGGGCAAGUUUGCCGGCAGGGACCGCGCAAAAGGCAAAGAUGCGCACGGGGACAAGCCGGAGACCAAGGGCAAGUUUGCGCGCAAAGACAAGCCUGCCGACCAGCCAGCCAACAGCUCGGCCAAGUUUGACAACAAGGGCAAGGGCAAGGGCAAAUUCGACAAGACCAAAUCAGACGACGACAGGCCCAAGUUUGAAAAGGGCAAGGGCAAGUUCGAAGGCAAGCCCAAGUUUGAAGGCAAGGGCAAAGGCAAGCCUGCCACUGAGGAGGAUCCCGCAGCCGCGACAGCCACCCCUCGCGGUCAAAAGCGCCGCGGAUCGGAUGCUGGCACAGCAGCGGAAGCUGGUGCCACUUUCAAACGCGCUCGUCAAGACGCGGCUAGUGAAGAAUCGGGCGAUGCUUCUUCUCGCCCACCACGCGGACAGCAACAACAGGGAGGCCGCCGAAACGAUGCAAAGCCUCAGGCGCGGACCAAGACACAGCGUCCCCAGAAGGGCGGUAAGAAUGCUGGCAAGCCAAACAAGAAGCCGACACGAGAGGAGCAGGACGAGGCCAAGCUCGAGGGAUUGAUUGCCAAGUACCGCUCUUCGUUUACUGGAACUCCGGCGCCCGCUGCUAAAGGAGCCGCAAAGGGUGCCAAGGGCGCUAAAGGAGCCAACACCAAGGCUGCUGCGCCUGCUCAGCCGCCGCUGCCGACAAAGCUUGCUGGAUCGCGAUGGUUUAUGGAGUAAGCUGGUGGGGGAUUGUGCUUUUUUUUUCAAGUCAUGAGUGUUUGAUUGUUACAAUACAUGAUUUGUGUUUGGUAA